Messenger RNA from Oncorhynchus nerka (sockeye salmon), 5680 nucleotides. Its product is annotated as AP-4 complex accessory subunit RUSC2. Lineage: Eukaryota; Metazoa; Chordata; Actinopteri; Salmoniformes; Salmonidae. The record is from RefSeq and is a predicted model, not a curated record. Gene Ontology annotation, cellular component: cytoplasmic vesicle.
UAUUAAUGGCAAAAUAACAUGAAAAACAGGCAAACUCCCCCCAAAAUAAUUGGCCUAAAAAUGUGGGGCCCCGCCCCAUCUGGCCUGAAUGACGGGUCACCACUAUGAGUAGCUAUGGGUGACUUUUGCUAGGUGGGAAGGAAGGGAGCACGCCACGGCUGACUGAGUGAAUCAUGCAGCUCUGGCGCUAGCCAUGCUGAUGGCUUGGGGCAGAGGAGGCAUUCGUUUUCUGAGUCUGACUAUAGACUCCAGAAUUAGCAUGAGGCUUCAUAGUACCAUUGGGCUGCUUAUCUGUUCUAGUAUCAUCAUAACCCAUUUAAUGCUCUCCUUUCCUCCUGUUUCAGAUGUUUCCUUCAGAGCAUGGAGACUCUUUCAGUAAUAACAUCAACUGCUGAGCUGAGAUAAUGAACAGGACAGCCAGCCUAUCAGGGGACACCCUGAUCGCGUGUCACUUCCCCCUGGUGCAGCUCCCCUGGCAGCUUCCUGUGCAGGCGGCUCUGUGCAGCGGCUCCUCCAAGCGGCCUGGUCGACUGUGCUCCAGCUCCGUGGGUCUGACCCGCGCUGCCUCCCUUCCCGAGCAAGGCAACCUCCACAGAGAGCCCUUCCACAACCGCCUUAGACAUAUCUCCUCCAGCUACUGGAGCCUCAACGAGGACUGGGGCGAGGGGGACGGGGAGGGGGGCAGUGACAGCAGUGGGAAGUGUGACUCUGGAUCAUCAUCAGAGGAGGCGUCACAGAUGACAAUCUCUCAAAGACAUAAACAACACCCUGUAGUUGGAGGUACUUUACGGCUACACAACUCCUUUCUCCCUAAUGAAGGGGUGGAUGAAGAUGAGGAGGAUGAAGAUAGUGAUGGAGAUAACCUGCACAGAUACCAUGAGGACUCCUCUUUUGUGCUGCAGUUGCAUGGAAACUCUAACUGGGCCCUGAGUAAUGCUGGGAGGCAGACCUCCAAACCUUCUAGCCAAUCAGCCAGUCAGAACCAUGACAACAGGGGUAAAACUGUGUUGAAGGACUGUGGGGAGCAGGAGAGACUGGAGGAUGUUGAAGAUAAUAUGCUAAAAUGUGGUGAUGAGAGCUACUGCUUCAGCUAUGGCCAAACAAAAUGUUUCCCUGAGUCUUUCUCUGAUGGUCUUCUAGAGUACGUCACAGACUCCUCCUGCAACAGCUCAGAUGGGGUUCUCGUCAACUUUAGUGCGAUCUACAACAAGAGUAACAACCCUGCCACCCCAAACGACCUCGGCAUUCCUGCAAUGCAGUCAUCCCAGCCAGCAGAAGGCACUGUCGUCCUAAACCUGCAACCUUUCCCCCAGGAGCCCCAGGGUCCUCAAGCUGCUGGCCCCAGUCAGGAGGGCAGAACAACCUCCUUUCCUCUUGACGGGGUGCCUUCUGUCCCCUGCUGGUCACCACAGGCGCUGGACUCCAACUGUAAUGUCUACCUUCCCGAUGCCCACGGCCUCCUGUCCUCUCUGGAGGUCUCUGACCUAACUUCCUGUCUCCAGAGCCAGGCCAGGCUGCUGCCCACAGGGACUACCCAGAAGUACUACAAGCUGGUGACCUGUGACCUGUCAUCCCAAUCAGCCUCGCCCAGCCCAGCCUGGUCCAGCACCACCAGCGUCACCUCAGAGGGCCACUACUUCCUCUUCAGUAAGGCCCGGGGAGAGCAGAGCCAGGAGGAGAAACAGCAGGAAGAAGGCUUAGACAAAGAAGGGAGGAGAGCUACCCCAUUGCACCAUCCUCGCUGUUUGAGCUGGGACUCCCAGCAUGUCACCUCCUUUGCUGAAAUUGCCUACUGUAAGAGACAUACAGACAGCUGCCAGAGCUCCAGCCACUCCCACACCUCCCAGGAUCUGUGUCCCAUUCAAGAGGCAGUUUCCCUGGGCCAGAGUAGCAGCCACUCCCCCCUACUCCUGAGUCCCAACCAAGGCAGUAUCACUGUGUCCAACCACCCUUCUGUGUCACCGAACCAUGAGACGGAGGAGGAGGGGGCAUGUUCAUGGGCCACUCCUGUGGUUCGCUACAGUAAGGCUCAGAGGCCCACCUCCCUGCCCAUCCAGCCCUUCGUCCUGCUUCCCCCAGCAGGUAAACCUCAGAGCCAGCCCCUGGGCUCCCUGCUGGACCAGUACAUCAGCCACAAGAACACCAAGCCCAGCUUCAGCUCCCAGCCAGGGUCCAAGUGCAUAGGCAAAGGCAACAGACUCCUGACCCACCUGCAUCCCUCACCGCUAGGCAGCUAUGGAGCCAUCCUCCUGGAAGGCCCCUCCAGCUCUGAUACCUGCUCCACCUGCACCCCCAGUCCAGAACGCUUCCAGUCCAGACUCAACUGGACACACUCCAGUCCAUACAGGCCCCACACUAACCUUGGUCUCACUUCGACCAGUCCAAAACAAGCACAAACAAGCACCAAACUAACCCAGGCUUAUUCAUGCCAGGACCAGCUCUAUGAAGACCUAGACCAAAUCUACCCCAGCCCAGUUCAGGCCCACAGUAGCCCAAACCAGUCUCAUUGUAAAGAUUCAAUCAAACGGAGCCAAGGCAUGGCUCAGAUCUGCCAAGAUCUCAUUCGCCUGUCCCCAGAGCAGAAGAGCCUCAACCCAGUCCUCCUGACCCACAGCCCUCACUGCCCCAUCUCCCAUGUAGCAACCAUGUCACCCUCUGUCAGUCACAUCCAUCAUCCAGACCUGCUGGUGUCCUUCUCUCCAGACCCACCCUUACUGCCCCACAAGACAAUCCCACUAUCCUCAGUCCCUGUGACUGGGUCUGCAGCCUCUCAUCGUAGCCUGACAGCUGCUUUCUCGUCAGUGGCCCCUCUGUCCUCUCUGAGCCCCCUUCUGCAUCCCCUGGUGUCUGCAGGGCCCAGUGUAAAGCAGCAUCAACAACAGCACUGUGACUCCUUCAGCCUGAGUGACAGUAGGCCACCUGUGGAGUUCUGCCUGUCACCUGAAGCCUCCUACGAGUCUCUGUCCAUCAGCCACCUGCAGAGGAGAGGUCUGCUGAAAUCUGUGAGCUUGGCAGUGGAUUUGAUCAUGGCUCAUUUUGGCACCAGUCGAGAUCCUGUGGAAAAGAUCCGGCUAGGGAACAGCUCGAGGAGUCCCACCAUUGGUGGUAUAGUCCUGGAGCAUUUGUGUCCCACCAUCCAGAACAUUCUGCUGGAUGGCAUUAGGGACCACAAACUUGACCUGAUCAUCGGUCAUCGACGCAACCAUGCCUGGAAUGUGGUGGAGGCCUCCACUCAGACAGGCCCUACCACCCAGGUGCUACACAGCCUGUUGUCCAAGGUGAGGCAGUGCUCCCUGCUGACCAGCCACUGUAUGAGACUACGAGCCUUCAUCAUGGGCCUGCUCAACUUGAGAGCCUUGGAAUUCUGGCUAAAUCACCUCUACAACCAAAAAGACAUGGUGACAGAUCACUACCAUCCAUGGGGUUUCCUCGCCAUGUCGCAGGGGCAGUGUCAGCCUCUGUUCCAGGAGCUCCUUCUCCUGCUGCAGCCUCUUUCCAUGUUACCCUUUGACCUCAACCUGCUGCUGGAGCCCCGCCUGCUGCAAAACAGACAGCUCUGCUCCGAGGAACAAGCUCCACCAUGCUCCACCUUUCUCAUGACCAGUUGGCCCCUACUGAGAGGAGACAGACAGGGGGCAUAUGGUUCUAUGGAUGGUCCCAGAGAUAACAGCAGGCCACCAGGUGACCCACACCAGCUGGUACAGCAUCUUCAAGGGUCCACCCAGGGGUCAAAGGUCAUGGGUCAUGAGAAGUGGGUGAGGCAUUUAGGCAAGUCUAGCAGAAGUCUGUGGUCAGUCACCAGUCCAGGGUGGUGGCAGAGACGGCCUGCCCACACAGAGGGGGGGGUGGAAUAUGGACAGAUUUACAUGGAUGUCAUCCACACUGAGCCUCAGCAGGGGAUGGAGGGGCGGAGAGAAGGUGAGAGUUCACAGGAGGGCAGGAGGGAGGGAACUGGCCCGGAGACCCCCAGGAUGCCGGCAGACCCCCAGGAUGAGAGCCUCUCCCAGGGUGGGCUACGCUGGGCCAAGCUGUUUGGAUCAGGAGGGAAUCCCCCCACCAGGACACAGAGGGCACCUCAAAAUCUCAAUGGGACACAGGCCCAGAAAAGGAGACCUUCACAGUGGCUGCAGUUGGACAGGUCUCAGCUGGGCCUAUUGGCUCAUACAGUGUGGUCAGGGAAACUCCCAGCUCCACAGCCUGACCAGAAACACCAGACAUAGACAUUGUGCCCCUAUGACCACACUCACCCAACCCUCUGAUGAGUAGAGAGGGAUGUCAUAAGGUGAAUGCACCAAUUUGUAAGUCGCUCUGGAUAAGAGCGUCUGCUAAAUGACUUAAAUGUAAUGUAAAUGGAUAGGGAGGAGAAGAAAAGAUACACCACCAAAAAUGUCAACCGCAUGAUCCUGAGUCAGUGUUAUAGUGCACAGUGUUACACACAGACACCUCAGCUAGAACACACUCACACUGGUCAGAAAAGCACAGUAGACCAGUUGAUACAACUAUUGGCGCAUGGGUGAUACUUUUUGCUAUGUUAUUAUUAGGCAAUAACAACUCCCCCCCCCCCCCAUGUAUUAUUAGAUUUACAAGUGCUUCUUUUCAUCUGUCAUGAAUUGGGAUUUAUGCAAUAUAUUCUCCCUGUGAACCUGUCAAUCAAACUGUGUGGUCAGAGAGGCUCCUCCCAUGUUAGGGUCUUGCCUUGAUCUGAAAGCCUUGCACAACAUCCCAGACUCUACUCUGCAGAAGAAACCAAUUAGUAUGUCAUGGAGCUGCAUGCAUACCAUACAGUAGCAUCCUAUUCUCCUAAUACUGUCAAUCUGAUCCUCUACUUUCCAACCCCUACCCCGUGUGACUAUCCUAUGUGCGAAUGGAAUGACAACAAAAAAUGCAGAAAGGCAAUCUUUACUAGCCAUGUUUACUAGUGCCACAUAUUAUGCCAGCCAGCAGCCUUGUGCAGUGGCUUAUCUUCCAAAAGGGGGUUGCCUUCACAUUCAACUAGACAAACAUGAGGUCUGACUCUAGCAUGGUUUAAAACAAACGUUCAAGGAGUCAUUAGGUGCUAAUUUAGGCCUACUACUGUGUGUGGUUGUACUGUACUACCUACAACAAUAUCUUAUUAUACUGUUUUUUUUAAUGAGUUUUGUAAAUAUUUAGGGAAGAAAAGUCUAGAUUUGUGGAACUGUUAGGUUCCAAAUGGAGUGUGUUGUUUGCACAAUAUAAAGCUAUCGUGUUGUGUUUCAGGUGUACACCAUUUUGAUAGGCCAGUACUACUAAGCUAAAGAGAAAGGCAAAGUCUGGAUUUACGUGACAGGAAUGACUUGGCUAUUAUAGCCUUUGCAAUAAAUGUGAAAGUGAGUUUAUCAUAUUUCCUCCCCAACCUAACUGUCCUUCCCCUAAAACCUUAGAAGAAUGGUCUACGCUGGGGUAGCAGGUAGCCUAGUGGUUAGAGCGUUGGGCCAGUAAUUGAAAGGUUCCUGGUUUGAAUCCCCGAGCUGACAAGGUAAAAAUCUGUCAUUCUGCCCCUGAACAAGGCAGUUAACCCACUGUUCCCCCGUCAUUGUAAAUAAGAAUUUGUUCUUAACUGACUUGCCUAGUUGAAUAAAGGUUACACAGAAUGCACCCUCUCUGAGUGUAAGUUCCCAGUGAAAAUCAACCAUUCUGAAUAAAAAGGUAUUGAUUUCUC